This is a messenger RNA of Drosophila persimilis, 624 nucleotides long. RefSeq names its product enhancer of split m7 protein (gene E(spl)m7-HLH). Gene Ontology annotation, cellular component: nucleus. The transcript has a single exon. Bases 1 to 624 code for a protein of 207 amino acids. Gene Ontology annotation, molecular function: protein dimerization activity; DNA-binding transcription factor activity, RNA polymerase II-specific; RNA polymerase II cis-regulatory region sequence-specific DNA binding. Lineage: Eukaryota; Metazoa; Arthropoda; Insecta; Diptera; Drosophilidae. The record is from RefSeq and is a predicted model, not a curated record. Gene Ontology annotation, biological process: regulation of transcription by RNA polymerase II; regulation of neurogenesis; anterior/posterior pattern specification.
AUGGCCACCAAAUACGAAGUUUCCAAGACCUACCAGUACCGCAAGGUGAUGAAGCCUCUGCUGGAACGCAGGCGUCGGGCCCGCAUCAACAUGUGCCUGGACGAGCUCAAGGAUCUGAUGGUCCAGUGCACGGUCCAGAGCGGUGAUGGCAAAUUCGACAGGGCCGACAUACUGGAGGUCACUGUGGACCAUUUGCGCAAACUGAAGCAGGCCAGGAUCGAGGCCACCGCUGCCGCAGCAAAAGCCACCACCAACACUACGCCAGAGCAGAGCUUCCGCGAUGGCUUCAUCAGGGCCGCCGACGAAGUCUCCCGGGCACUGGCUUCCCUACCCAAUGUGGAUGUCGUCUUUGGCACCCAUCUGAUGACACACCUCGGCUUGCGCCUCAACCAAUUGGAAAUGCCAACUGCAGCACCAAAGCCAAUGAAUGCCCCGCUCUCCAUCAUCUGCGGCAGCGGCGGCAGCAGCAGCAGCAGCACCAGCAACAACAGCUCCAACAGCCGGGAGGCCUGCAGUCCCGUGUCCAGCGGCUACUGCAGCGACAGCGAUUGCAGCGUCUCCUCCAUUCAAGCGGCCCAGAAUCUGCUCCAGAUCAGCACUGGUCAGGUUUGGCGCCCCUGGUGA